Macrosteles quadrilineatus (aster leafhopper) is the source of this 2603-nucleotide messenger RNA. RefSeq names its product calpain-C-like. Gene Ontology annotation, cellular component: cytoplasm. The record is from RefSeq and is a predicted model, not a curated record. The transcript is spliced from 18 exons. Bases 127 to 2106 code for a protein of 659 amino acids. Gene Ontology annotation, molecular function: calcium-dependent cysteine-type endopeptidase activity. Lineage: Eukaryota; Metazoa; Arthropoda; Insecta; Hemiptera; Cicadellidae. Gene Ontology annotation, biological process: proteolysis.
UGUUGUCUACACGUGGGUUCUAACUGUACUGUGCUUCGUGACAUCUUGACGUUUGUGCGGUUCGAGUGUUACAUCGCAUUGUGUAGUGCUGUGUACAUGUAGUCUCAUUCGGAUAACUUUUGAAAGAUGAGCGACUUCGAGCGUAUAAAACGCGGGUGUUUGAAGCGCGGAGAACUAUGGGAAGACCCCGAGUUUCCCGCCACCCAAACCUCAGUGUUCUACCAUCAGACUCCGCCAUUCCAGUUUGUCUGGAAAAGACCAAAGGAAUUAUGUUCGAGGCCAGUCUUCGUUCACGACGCUCCAGGACAGUUCGACAUAAGCGCGGGAAAAAUGGGCGACCGCUGGCUAGUCUCGUGUCUAGGGGUGCUCUACCUCAGCAAGGGAUUGUUCUACAGGGUGGUCCCAGCUGAUCAGAGCUUCGCCACGGACCAGUACUGUGGGGUGUUCAGGUUCAGACUCUGGUGGUGUGGGGAGUGGGUGGAAGUGAUGGUGGACGACCGUUUACCCACCGUGGCGGGAAAACUAGCCUUCCUCCAGAGUCAACACUCCGACCAGUUCUGGCCCGGACUGCUGGAGAAGGCUUAUGCCAAAUUGCAUGGCUCCUACGAGGCCCUCAAGUACGGAACAUUGCUGGACGGGUUGGCAGACCUGACGGGAGGCAUAACGGAGAGUGUCAGUAUUAGACAAGACCCCACCACUUGUGGCAGAAUGUUGUCCAAACUGUUAGAGAUGACAUCCCUCAUCACUUGCACAGUUCAGUCCUCCUUGCAACAGGUGAGAAAUCAAGUGGAGAAACUUGCAAAUGGAAUUCAAAUAGGAACCAACUACAGGCUGUAUGCUAUAGAAAGGGUUGAAACGUUCAAUGGUGAGCCAGUACAGUUAGUGAGACUGCGUAACCCUCUAGGGGUGGUGGGGGGAGAGUAUGUAGGAGCUUGGGCCAGAGACUCCACUGAGUGGGACGAGAUUCCACCUCAGGAAAAGGAGCGACUGGCUGUGAGACACAUGGCCGAUGGAGAGUUUUGGAUAUCAUACUCAGACUUUGUGAAGACGUUUACACACCUGGAGGCUGUACAUCUGGACAGUGACACUUCUAGAGAUGAACCUUCUCUCCACCACAAACAGACUUGGCAGAUGAAGCUGUACCAGGGAGCCUGGCAAAGGGGGGUGUCUGCCGGGGGCUGCAGGAACAACCCUGACACUUUCCACAUCAACCCACAGCUGCAUCUGAUCCUUAGUGAGAUGGAGGAAGUCAUCAUCUCACUCAACCAACACAGUAUUAUGGAGCCAAAGGUUAUAGGUUUCACGUGUUAUUCGUUGCCGAAAAACAGCCUUGAAACAAUAGGGAAAGCAUUUUUUAAGAAGAACAAAUCUUUGGUCAAUUCACAGUAUACAAACAGCAGACAGGUGAGCCACAGGUGUCAGCUGGAACAAGGAGGAUAUCUAGUGUUGCCAACAACGUUUGAACCUGGUCAAGAGUCCAGCUUCACCCUCAGAGUCUACUCUAGUAAACCUCUUAAACUCAAACUGUUGGAUACACAACCUUCUCUAGUCAAAUCCGCAAUCAUCAAGGCACCCGCUACUCUUGAGGGCAAGAGUUUUACCCAGUACGAAGCAGUAUUCUUACAACUCGCAGACGAACACAGAACCGUAAAUGCUUUUGAGCUACAGGAACUUUUGGAUGCCUGUUUACCUAAUGAUUACAUCAAGAGCUGUGCUUGCAUGGAGGUCUGUCGACAAGUGGUACUGACUUUGGAUAACACAGGAAGUGGGAGGCUGAAACUGAGUGACUUCAAGGAUUUAAUGUGUAGUUUAAAGUAUUGGCAGACUGCUUUCAAGAACCACACCAAGGAGAAAACAGGCAUUCUCAAGGCAGAAAGGUUAAAAGAAGCUCUCCUUGAAGUUGGAUUUCAGCUCAGCACGGAUGUAUUAUCAAUCCUGGUUCUCAGAUACAUGAGGAAAGACGGCACACUCCGAUUUGGAGACUUUGUUUCAGCCAUUCUUCAUCUCAGCAUAGCAUUUAAUGUUUUUGAAGCAAAAGAUCCUUUGCAGAAUGGAAGUGUAAAGUUAUCCCUGGCUGAGUGGCUGAAAUCUUCGCUAAUGUGCUGACAGAAAAAAUCUGGAAACACUCACUAUCAACAAUCCCUCAACUGUUCUUCUUAUUCUCUUUAUUGCUAAGAAUAAACCAAUUCUGUGUUUUAUUAAUUUGUUCAAAUUUAAAAGAGAGUUUACAAAAGAUUAUACAAACUGCUUUGAACGGUAAAAUAUAAUUUUUCAAAAUAUUAUUUUUUUAACGGUUUUGAUGGUGUUAGUUGUUUCCUAGCACACUACCUGUAAAGUUCUUUUAAAACUUUUGCUAUAAAAGGAUUGUAAAGAUAUUUUAUUUUAUUCUGAUAUUUGUACAGCAGAAUUCUUUGUUUUGUUUCGCUCCAUUCUACAUUUCUCUGUAGUUUUAUUUAGCCUUAAUUAACAUUUCUCCUUGAAUAAUUUGUGGUGCUGUAAAUAUAUUUGUAAUUUACCAAUGUAAAUUUUUGUUGAUUUGUAUAAUUUAAGUGUUUAUGUUUACUUUAAGCAAUAUUAAAUGACAAAUAGUUAUGUCAAAAAUU